This is a messenger RNA of Phialemonium atrogriseum, 2210 nucleotides long. RefSeq names its product beta-lactamase/transpeptidase-like protein. The transcript is spliced from 3 exons. NCBI's taxonomy places the organism in Eukaryota, Fungi, Ascomycota, Sordariomycetes, Cephalothecales, Cephalothecaceae. The record is from RefSeq and is a predicted model, not a curated record. Bases 311 to 2155 code for a protein of 614 amino acids.
GUUGCACCGUUCUCGCAUUUCUCGUAUAUUUCCAAAGACAGAGUCGGCUUGUCAUUGGUCGCCCUCGCCGGGCCUCUCCAGUUUUUCGAUUUGUCAAUCUACGCAGGGCUUGAAUAAGUAUCAAGCGAGGCGAUCGUGAUGUGCAUCGCCAUUAUUGGUUCCGUAAAUCGUUUACAAAACCUUACAUCACCCUUCUUAGCCUCCUAAACCCACGCGUCAUUUGCGUUGACGGCAUUCGCAGUAUGGCAGCUCAUUCGACACAUCUUUUAUUUCGCGAAUAUAUAAGGGGGAGGGAGCCUCGUCGUGGUUGAUGAUCCAACACAGUCAGUUUGGAAUUAUUCCUGUAACUCCAUAUCUCUCUGAAGCCAUGUUGGCGACAUCUUUUGUCCUUCGUCUUAUUGGUGCCGCGAGCAUCGCCACGGCAUUGGAAUGCCACCCUGAAGGCCCCAUUGUGCCCAGACCGGGGAACCUGACCCAUUCGAAACCCUUCCUAGCUGCUCUCGACAACUUGACCCAAACGCUCGACGCAGCUUUUAGCGGGGAGAUCAAGGCCGGUUGGGAUAUUCGCAAUGUCUCCAUUUCCUUGGGUGUCGUCACCUUGGACCAGGAGGAGCCAGCAGUGCCUCUAUGGGAGUACCACCACCUUGCUUCCGGGAACGUCAACGGAACGAAGUCCAUCGACAGAAAUUCCCAGUACCUCAUCGGCUCCGUUUCCAAGGUCAUCUCCGACGCCAUCCUGCUCCGAAGCGGCAUCAACAUCGACGACCCCAUCACCAAGUAUAUCCCAUCGCUGAACGACUCCUCGUCAUUGAUAGACUGGGAUAGCAUCACGCUGCGUGCCUUGGCGUCUCAGCUGUCGGGGAUUCCGCCCAACUAUGGGUUCUCCGAGUUUUACUACUUGAAGGAUUAUUUUGAACAGCUCGGGUUCCCGCACCUGAAUGACAGUGCAUACACCGCCUGCGGCAUCACGGGCUUCAGUUCUGGAUGCACCAAAGAGGAGUUGCUCAAGGGCAUGCUCUCCAUCCACCCAGUCGCCCCACCCGAGACACGCCCCGUCUACUCCAGCAUCGCCUUCACGCUCUUCAUCUACGCGCUAGAGGCCCAGACAGGCAAGAACUACACCGAGCUAGUCCACGACAUCUCCGCCUCGCUCAACCUGACCUCCACCUUCCCGAGCCCCGGUGACGACAACCUGGCCGUCAUCCCGCCCGUGGACAACAGCUGGGGCUCCGACUACGGCGUCAACGCCCCGGGGGGCGGCCUCGUGUCCACGCUAGCCGACCUCUCCACCUUCCUGGUCGCCAUCCUCGACCGCUCCGCGCUCAACUCUCCCGCCGCCGUGCGCGAGUGGCUGCAGCCGCGCGCCUUCGCCGGCUCGGCGCACAGCCUCGUCGGCGCGCCGUGGGAGAUCUUCCGCCCGCCCCCGCACCUGCUCUUCCCCGCCUCCUCUGCUGCAGCGCAGCACACGGUCACCGUGUACGCCAAGGACGGCGCCGCGUACGGCUACCACAACCGCAUCGCCGUCGUUGACGAGUACGGCCUCGGCAUCGUCGUCCUGACCGCGGGGGCCCCCAACGUCGCCGCCCUCGUGCUGGACGCCGCGCUGAGCGCCAUCGUGCCCGCCGCCGACGCCGCCGCGCACGCCGAGGCCGUGGAGCGCGGGUACGAGGCCACUUUUGUGGGGGAGUCGACGGCCGAGACGGGAUCGGUGGCUUGUAACGCGACGGCGGCGCUGGGGGCGGACGGGACGGUGCACAUUCAGGGCUUGUACCGUGACGGGUCGGACGUGCUGGAGGGGCUGCGGGAGGUGUGGGCGGUCACGCUGAGUCAGUUCUUGUUGCCGCUGGAGAAGAACGGUACGUGGCGGGUGUACCCUGCGCAGGUGGAGACGCGGGACCGGUACAAGGGCCGGGAGGUGGUGCGGGAGGACUGGCGCAUCUGGUUCGACGUCGACGCCGACUCGGGCACCGAGUUGCCCGGCAGGGCGCUGGGCGAGCACAAUUGUAUGAGCUGGACGCUCACGGAUUGGAUCUACUACGGGAGCGAGCCGGUUGACAGGGUUGUGUUUGUCAAGGAUGCCGAAACGGGGGAGGUGUUGGGCUUGGAUGUGCCGUUCUUAAGGACCGGUGUGCUCGAGAGGGUCAAAUUGCUCUGAGGAAUGCAGAGGAUUCUGUUUCUGGUUGGUUAAAGCAAUACACACAGGACACUCA